ACAUUAACCUUUAGCCUGCGCUGCGGCUGUCCGGACGGAGGCUGAGUGUCAGAACCCCAGCAGGAGAACCGUGGACACGACCCAGCAGCUAUGGCCUCCACUCCGUCCGCCUCCGCCCUGUCCGCCGUUCUCCGGUGUCGGGGGAAUAUCUGGACCCGGAACCCGCCGACCAAGCGGCCUGCAGCCUCCGCCUACAGCCUCGGACUGUCCGCCGGGGCGCUGCGCGACUCCGCGGCCGAGCGCACCGGGGCCCCGCAGAGCUCAGCGUGGGAGGCUGUUCCCCGAGGGGUCGCGGUGGGAGGAAGGCUCGCCGUGGCUUACAGAGUGGGUGUUAAAAUACCGGGAGAGACAGACUCCAGGGAGGUGAAUCAAUUCUGUUUUCCAAAACUUUCGCAACCCCCAGGGGACGCGCACUCAGCUCCGCCUGGUGUCCAGCACGGCCAGCUGGCGCGCAGACUGACGCGCAGCCUGCCUGGAGCAGGUAAACGCUCCAAAAUAACCCACGCGAUUCAAGACGGAGCACGCGCUGCUCACGUCUGCAGGAUAACAGUUGCGGAGGACAGGAGGGCGCGCGCCCUGCGGCUCGCCGUGACUUGUCCGUGUUCGGUCACGGGACAGAUCCCGUCCCUCGUGUCGUCUGGCUGCUCGUCGCUGAGCAGGACCUGCUUGUCUGUGACUGCUCUGCUGUCAGAACUCGUGUGGUGGAAGCUGGCGGUGCUGUGCGGCUCCAGCAGCGGCCCUCCGGAUGCGCAACAACAGCUGCUGGACGAGGACGACGUCGGAAAAAACGGCCAGCAGGCCCAUGGACACAUCCAGUCCUCCUGUCAGGACACCAGUGGACCACACAUGACAGAGGACAGACCGGACUGAGUCCAAGGCCUCUCUGUGAGCCAACAUCCUCUGUUGACUUACUUUCAUAACACUCAGCACAUCUGGACUUCAACCCAGUGGAGCAUUAAAACAACGUUUUGUUUUCAGUGCACGUGUCCCUUCACCCUAAAGACACGUAUGAGGAAGAGCAGACCUGCUGCCAGGAGGCCGGCCCACUUCAUCUCUUGUUCACGUUAUCUGCAUGUUUUGCACAGAAGCUUGGUCCAAACCGUCCCUUCAGAUUGUGCUACCAAAAACGUGCAUAAGUGUGGUGGAGUCAUUUAUUUUGUUCCAUGUUUCUCUCUGACUGAACUGAAGAAUAAAGAGCCUCCCCGGUAUCCA
This is a messenger RNA of Stegastes partitus (bicolor damselfish), 1212 nucleotides long. RefSeq lists its product as uncharacterized. Bases 91 to 870 code for a protein of 259 amino acids. The transcript is spliced from 2 exons. The record is from RefSeq and is a predicted model, not a curated record. Lineage: Eukaryota; Metazoa; Chordata; Actinopteri; Pomacentridae.